UUCUGCAAGCUUUCACUUUAGAUGGUUGAAGGAAACUGAGGGCCUGGCUCUUCUGGGUGGGAGGGCUUGGUGGGGCCCCAGGGCCAGGGCCUCUGCAGAGGCUGCUACACCGGUGCCAGCUCUGCUUUGGUCUUCUGGGAGUCCACGGCCACCUGGAGUGUAGAUUCUUGGCCCAGCAGUGGACCUGGAAGUGGACUCUGCAGCUCUGAGGGCAGCUCUCGGUGGGUUCAAGCUUGGAGAGUGGAUUUGCCAAUUGCUGGGGUCUCGGUGACUCUGAAGUUUUUGGAGCUGCUGAAUUUAAAGACAAUGCAGGAAGUCACAGCUUUUCACAGCUGAGAAGAAAGAGUAGCAGGUGACACCCAGGUCACAGCUGGAGAGGACAGAGCAACUGACAACAGGAACAAGCAUGCCCUUCAUGCUCUGAGGACAUGGAGCACGGCUGCCGCCCCUCUCUGCUCUGCAGUCUCCCCUCCCUGCUUCUCCUCGCCCAGCUGCCCACGUGGGGCUCUGCAGAUGAUUUCCUGGUGAUGGGCCCCUCGGAUCCCAUUGUGGCCAUGUUGGAUGGUGAGGCUACCCUGCCCUGCUCCCUGGACCCAGCCAUGAAUGCAGAGCACAUGGAGCUGCGGUGGUUCCGUACCAAGUUCUCAGAAGCGGUGCUCAUCUAUCAGAAUGGCCGGGAGCAGCACGAGGAGCAGAUGCCCCAGUAUGCAGGGCGGACUUCGCUGGUGAGGGACCUCCUCACCCAAGGGCAGGCUGCCGUGCGCAUCCAGAAUGUCCGGGCUUCAGACAAUGGGAGGUACUCGUGCUUCUUCCAGAAGGGAGGCCACUAUGAAGAGGCCACUCUAGAACUCAAGGUGGCAGGCCUGGGCUCUGCCCCUCAAGUGCACAUUGAAGGGCCGGAGCAGGACGGGGUCCGCGUGGUGUGCAAGGCCUCGGGCUGGUUCCCGAAGCCCCAGGUGCAGUGGACAGACGUCAGCGGGAAGAAGUUCCUGGAGUUCUCUGAGGCCCAUGCCCAGGACACAGCAGGGCUGUUCAGCGUGGAGGCGGCUCUGGUGGUGAGAGACAGCUCUGCAGGGAGUGUGAGCUGCUCUGUCCUCAAUCCCAUCCUGGGCCAGGAGAAGGCGAUGGCCGUGUCCAUCCCAGAGCCCUUCUUCCCGCAGGCCUCUCCCUGGAAGGCAGCAUUCGCCGUGACCCUGAUCGUACUGGGGCUCCUGCUCUUUGGGGCUGGCUUCUUCACCAGGAGAGAGCACUCCGCAAAGGUGCAGGAGAGGCAGAAACAGCAGGAGCUGCACCAGGCUAAGGAGGAGGACCAGAGGGCAGAGGAGGAGGCACUGAAGGCCAGAGAUGAGCUCCAGGCAGAUCUAGGUUGGAGGAAGGCAGCUUACCUGGCUGCCUGGAGGAAGGCGCAGCUGUAUGCUGAUUGGCGAGAGGAACAGUUCCAGGCCUGGUCUGUCACUCUGGAUCCAGGCUCUGCCCAUAAGAACCUUGCUCUGACUCAUGGAAAGACAAGUGUGACCUGGAAGGACACCUGUGUUGUCUCAGAUGGCCGCUGCUCUGUGUUGGGCCUUGAGGGCAUCACGUGGGGAAGAUAUUACUGGGAGGUGGAUAUCAGGAAUGGAGUGGACAGCGAGUUUGCUCUGGGCGUCUGUAGGGAGCAUGUGAAAAGGACAGGCUUUUAUACAGAGUCCCCAGAUAAGGGGUUCUGGGUUGUGGGGUGUUUUAAUAAUGGGUAUAAUGCCUGUACUACUUCCAAUCCAACAUCUCUAUCCCUUAGGCAGCAUCCCAGCAGGGUGGGGAUUUUCCUGGACUAUGAUGGAAGGGACGUCUCCUUCUAUAACAUGACUGAUGGCUCCCACAUUUUCUCCUUCCCUCGAGCUUCUUUCGUUGGAACCCUCUUUCCAUACUUCAUGCUAAAGUCAGGAAAUGUGUCCCUGAGCAUCUGCUUAGUGGCACAUGAAUCUGAGGGGCUCCCUGUGCCUCCUAACAAUUCUUCCUUUGAGGAGCCUGUGAGGCACCAUCAGGAGGUUCUCAGCUCAGGCUCUGGAGUUGAUGGUGCUCCCCCUGGGGCUGAGUCUCCAUUGCUUCCUUGCACCACAUAGAACCCCUCACUGCCC
Messenger RNA from Oryctolagus cuniculus (rabbit), 2114 nucleotides. Its product is annotated as butyrophilin-like protein 1. Gene Ontology annotation, cellular component: external side of plasma membrane. Gene Ontology annotation, molecular function: signaling receptor binding. Lineage: Eukaryota; Metazoa; Chordata; Mammalia; Lagomorpha; Leporidae. The record is from RefSeq and is a predicted model, not a curated record. Gene Ontology annotation, biological process: regulation of cytokine production; T cell receptor signaling pathway.